AUGACUUCCAUCAAGGCUAAAUUGGAGAAUGCUUCAUCUCUAACACCUACUCUUCCCUCCCAAAAUAAGGUGGAAGGUACAUCUUCCAACUCUACUCCUCUUUCUACUUCCAAUAACAUGCCUAGUGGAUGCUUGUUUUAUGAUAUAUGUGGUUCGUAUGAGCAUGAUUCUUCUAAUUGCCCUCAUGCCUUUUCGGAUGGAUGUGAUGAUUUUGAUGAUAAUGUGAAUGAGCAUGUGAAUUAUGUGUCCAAUAACAAUAAUGGUUCAAGGUUUGAUAAUCAAAGAAGCCAAGGGAAUAGGAACUAUCACAACCAAGGCAAUUUUGACAACUAUAACAAAGGUAGUGGCUAUAGGAACCAAGGAAACCAAGGUUUUCGGGGUAACUAUAGCAACCAAGGUUAUAGUGGCCAAAAUCAAGGCCAAGGUUAUGGUAAUCAUAACCAAGGCUAUGGUAACCAUAAUCAAAGCUAUGGCCAAAAUCAAAAUAGUGGUUAUUAG
This is a messenger RNA of Chenopodium quinoa (quinoa), 498 nucleotides long. Its product is annotated as N66 matrix protein-like. The transcript has a single exon. Lineage: Eukaryota; Viridiplantae; Streptophyta; Magnoliopsida; Caryophyllales; Amaranthaceae. The record is from RefSeq and is a predicted model, not a curated record. The coding region runs from base 1 to 498 and encodes 165 amino acids.